CCUAUGCAAAUAAUAGGACAUUUUAAACAUUAUGUUCACUGAAACAAACAUGGGAAACCAUAUUUGUUUUAGUUCACAAGUGAAUAAGGGAAACAAAUCUGACUGAAACCAACAUGGUUACCCAUGUUCGUUUCAUUUCAGAAGGGAAUAUGUCACAUAAAACUGACUGAAACAAACAUGGUUACCCAUGUUCAUUUCAUUUCAGAAGACAAUAUGUGAUAUAAGUGACUGAAACAAACAUGGUUACCCAUGUUCGUUUCAUUUCAGAAGAGAAUAUGUGAUAUAAGUGACUGAAACGAACAUGGUUACCCAUGUUUGUAAAAAGUAUUACAAAAAUGCAGUAAAUAAAACUGACUGAAACAAACAUGGUUACCCAUGUUCGUUUCAUUUCAUUACACAGUAAAACAAACUAAUCUGACUGAAACAAACAUGGUUACCCAUGUUCGUUUCAUUUCAGAAGAGAAGAAGGAAAAUAAGACUGAUUGAAACAAUCAUGGUUGUGAAUGUACGUUUCAAACAGUCUUGAAUAAAAAGAAAAAAGAGAGAGAAAAUAUACCUGUUGCGGAUCACGACCCGCCACCUGACGGACAAUUAACUAGGUCGGGCCGACUAGUUCGCAAGCCCACUAUUUUUGAUUUAUAGUAUGUGUAAGGCCGCCAGGGGUGCUGUGCUCAGCGUCUUCUUGGUGGCCGAUCUCGGUUAAUGUUUUUCUUCGCAAUUGUUCAACAAGGUAGAGCAGAUGCCAUUAUAAGUUGUGUCAGAAUCUGAAUAAAAGCUAGAGAAUCAGCAACAAUUUACCUGAGUCAAGUGUCUUCAAAUCAAUAAUUACUUAUCAGAAUUCUGUACAACUCGAUUAAGUAACACUGCUAAUAGGUCAAGCCACGCUACAGUCGUGUCAAAGAAAGAGUGUUGAGCACUUUCCGUAAGCAUUAGUUUUAAUAUACUUGAUAAUUUACACUUAUUUAAGUAUUGUCGUCCUAACUAUCACUCCCUUUUUGAAAGAAGUUAGUCUAAAAGCUGAAUUCAGCCACUCCGGGGAUGUACCCGAGAAAAACUCCAAUUAGUCAUGAAGCAUCUCAGCGUAUCAAUUAUCUCAACAGAAUCAGAAGACUUGGGGUAUAUCAUGCUCGCAUCAAAUUUGGUGAAUUUGGCCCAAGUCUCACCGAACCUGUAGAACCUGAAUACAGGCCAUUGCCCCACGGUGUAACAAUUGAUGCAAAACUAGGUGAAUACGAAGAAGGUUUCUAUAGCAUUGCAAUCAAGUAUCUUCCCCGUGACGAAGCUGUUGCCAUCACCAACAUCAGAGUGAACGCUGAUUAUGCAAGAUACCUAAACUUCCUGAGAGGAUUACCGACUUGUGAGCCAACGCCAAGAGAACAAAUUCAUCCAGAGAUUCCCUUGCCAGCUGUGCUCCAGCACCCAACACCACGUGCACCAGACUACGGAAGCACUCCGAUUGCAAGAUUUUACGGGUACCAAGGACCUAGAAGCCAUCCGAGGUCGCGUGGUAAAUCUACCGUUGCAGAGCAGUCAACAUCUGUAGCAACCAGAAACGUGGUCGUUCGCAGCCUUCUCGAAAACGAAAGAAGAAGAGAGGCUGAGGUUAUUGAACAAGAAGUCGGUGCAGAAGGUACAGAAGACAUCACUGAAGUGGAAUCGAAUUUUUCGAUCAGAACAAACGAUUCUGAGACUGUCAUUCAAGAAGAAAGUGAAGUAGAGGAAACAGUGAAAGGAGAAAGUGAAGAAAGCGGUUCGACCACAUCUGAGGAAUUCAUCUUGUCCAUCAACGAACGAGAAUUUUGAAAACCCUCAGCGAAUUCGCUCAAGAAGAGGCUUCAUUUUUUGUUUUAAGUUCCCUUCUUGUUAUGUUAAACUAAGAUCUUAGCCAUCUAGUGGUAACAAACAAAUUUUUACGUUUGUAACUCGACGAAUACGCCAAUAGACUGGUUUUCAACAAGCA
Molecule: messenger RNA, 1960 nt
Organism: Daphnia magna
Lineage: Eukaryota; Metazoa; Arthropoda; Branchiopoda; Diplostraca; Daphniidae
Exons: 3
Coding region: 1039-1803 (254 amino acids)
Source: RefSeq, a predicted model, not a curated record